Sinocyclocheilus grahami is the source of this 1925-nucleotide messenger RNA. It is a transcript of the gene qng1, whose product is annotated as Q-nucleotide N-glycosylase 1. The record is from RefSeq and is a predicted model, not a curated record. The transcript is spliced from 3 exons. The coding region runs from base 65 to 661 and encodes 198 amino acids. NCBI's taxonomy places the organism in Eukaryota, Metazoa, Chordata, Actinopteri, Cypriniformes, Cyprinidae.
UUACUUCUCUCAGAUCAGUGAGGCCGAGCUGACGAAAGUCCUGCGCUCAGACAGCGAUACUCCCAUGCCGAUGCUGAAAGAGCGUCACCAGGCCCUGACAGAGGCCGGCCGAGUGCUCAUGGAGCAUGGCGGAUCCUUCCGGAUAUUCAUGAGUCGCAGUGAGAAUGAUGCAGAGAAGAUGGUGAAGUACAUUGUGGAGAAUAUACCGUCAUACAGAGACGAAGCCAUGUACGAGGGUAAGAGGAUCUCAUUUUAUAAGAGAGCUCAGAUCCUUGUGGCAGACUUCUGGGGCAUCAUGGAGGCACGAGGGGAGGGACACAUCCCUAACCUGGACUACCUGACCAUGUUCGCUGACUACAGGGUGCCACAAGGCCUCGUGUACCUUGGCGCUUUACGCUACUCUGAUGGCCUCAUGGAGACAUUGAAAAACGGUGAAGUGUUGAGCUCAGGUGAGAGGAGAGAGGUGGAGAUCAGGGGUUGCUCCAUCUGGUGUGUGGAGAGAAUCCGGCAGCAUCUCUGGAAGCUUGUGGAGGAGAGAGACGGGAAGAGCUGCCACAUCAACUCGGCUCUAAUUGACUUUUACCUGUGGCCAUAUGCUAAAAAACACCACAAAGAAAUGGCACAUAUUCCAAUACAUCACACACGCUGCAUCUACUAUUGACAGCAUCAGUUCUUUUGUGUGUCAUGCUGUUUAUACCUUUAAAUAAAGUUAUGAAAAUGAGGUGAUGUACAUCUGUAAUGUUUAAAUGUAUAAUUAUGCAUGUAUAAAUUAUUUAGUUAGCAUGAGAAAACAGAGGUGAAACAGCCACAUACUACAAAAGUUUUAUAAACAUAAAGUUAGCUUUGAGUAACAUACAUUUUAAAUACAACUUUGUUAGUUACGUUCCCCAUUUUUUCUCUGCCAACGAAAAUAUUUCACAGGAGAAUCACGUGUUGUGCAUCUCAGUCAUGAUGCCUCCUUCUUGAAUGAAUCUGUGGUUUGAAAGAAUCAAUUGCACCGAACACAGACAAGAUGAGUAUAACAAAUUCUUUAUUUCUUUUCAGUAAGAAAUCAUAAAGACAUAUUCAUUUUCAUGCACACAGUGGGCUCCAGUGUUUAACCACAUUUGAUUGUGAUGUCUAGAACUUUAUACAUUAACUAGUUGGUUAAAAGCAAUUGCAAUUAUAAAAGUGGAGUCUGUUCACAUGUUUGCAUAUGCCUCUUGGUUUGAUAACGUGCAAUGACAUACAUUUUCAGUUAUUUGUGUAAAUGCAAUGCAAAACAUUGGCAUUUUGUCCCCCCCCCAAUCACCAUGUCCCUUUAGGGGCUCCGCAGAGAACUAGUAAUCCAGAUCUGGAGAUCUGAAAAAGUGUGUAUCUGGAUCAGUGUGAUUCAAUCCAAUUUUGCUUUGGAAAACCGGCACAAAAGUAAGAUGGGUUACCUGAUCCUGGAUAGCAAAAACAUGGGAUUUCCAAAUCUGAUCCAGAUUAAACGUUUUGAACAACUGGCCCCAGAAUUUAAGACCGUUUUGAUGGUUGAUACCAACUUGCAGACCUACUAAAACAAGAAAUGUGUGUAAUUGGACAUUUGUCUCAUACCAGUUAGUGAGAUAUUACCCUUAUGCAUUGAUUUGAUUUGAAUUGAUUUCUGAUAACUUUGCAAAUUUAUUAAAAAGCAAAAAAACAAAACAAAUAUCACAUUAAAACAGAUAUUGAAAUGUAGGUCAGGUGCAUUUGAUUUCUCUAGAUCACCUUUGAGAAGUUUCUACACUUUAACUGGAGUGAAUCUGUGUCAAAUUCAGUUGAUUACGUCUGUGAAAGGCUAUAAAACCUGCUGAAUUGAAGUGUAUACCUGUGUUUGUCCAAAUAAUUCAAAAUCUAACUAUAUUUAGAGUUAUGUAAUCAUAUUACAGAUCUCCCUAUUUCUCUCUCUCUAAAAAAAAAAU